AUGAUCGCAUCAGCUAAAUUGCAAAUAUCUCAUGAAUUUCCAGCAGAAAAGGACAUAUUUUCAUCGAAAUCAAUGCUUAUUUCUACUUCAUACUCUUGUUUCAUUUCAGUAUCACUACGUGCAAGUUCCACUGACAUUCUUCCGAAUGCCAAAUGGGAACAAAAUGGUAUCACUGUUGCUGGAGGAAAUGGAGAAGGCAGUGAAACUAACCAACUCUUUUUCCCAUGGGGUUUGUACGUGAAUGAGGAUCAAACGGUUUAUGUCGCUGAUGCUAGAAAUAAUCGUAUUGUGGAAUGGAAAUCUGGUGCAACGAAUGGAAAAGUGGUUGCUGGUGGAAAUGAAUAUGGAGAUGGACCUCAUCAAUUAAAAUACCCAUUCGAUGUGCUUAUCGACAAAGAGACCGAUAGUCUCAUCAUCUGCGAUCGAGAGAAUAAUAGAAUAGUUCGCUGGCCCUGUCAAAAUGGUACUCGUGGGGAAUCAAUUGUUUCAAAUAUCUCUUGCCGCGGUUUGGCCAUGGAUGACAAUGAUUCUCUCUAUGUCGUUGACCAAGAAAAACAUGAAGUGAGACGAUAUAAAAUUGAUGACACUAAAGGAACAGUGGUUGCAGGUGGUAAUGGACAAGGAAAUUGUCUCGAUCAAUUCUCUACUCCACAAUACAUAUUUGUCGAUCGAGAUCAUUCAUUGUAUGUGUCUGAUACUGGAAAUGAUCGUGUAAUGAAAUGGGACGAAGGCGCAAAACAAGGCAUAGUCGUAGCCGGUGGCCAAGGACAAGGAAAUAGUCUUACACAAUUGAAUAGUCCUUAUGGAGUCGUUGUCGAUCAGUUGAGUACUGUCUAUGUGGCUGACUUUCAGAAUCAUCGAAUCAUGCGUUGGCCAAAAGGAGCCAUUCAAGGAAAUGUCAUUGUUGGUGGAAACGGUGCAGGAGUACAGUCGAAUCAACUCAAUUGUCCCAUUGGUUUAUCAUUUAGUCGAUAUGGCAGUCUCUUUGUUGUAGAUUACCACAAUCAUCGAGUGCAAAAAUUUAAUAUCGAAUUAACUCAAUGCGAUGAUUAA
Messenger RNA from Rotaria sp. Silwood2, 1053 nucleotides. The record is from the annotation of a GenBank genome assembly. Lineage: Eukaryota; Metazoa; Rotifera; Eurotatoria; Philodinida; Philodinidae.